Molecule: messenger RNA, 2216 nt
Organism: Theobroma umbraticum
Lineage: Eukaryota; Viridiplantae; Streptophyta; Magnoliopsida; Malvales; Malvaceae
Product: Pentatricopeptide repeat (PPR) superfamily protein
Molecular function (GO): protein binding
Source: RefSeq, a predicted model, not a curated record
AUGACUCUGAACAUAGCUUCUUCAUCUUCGCUGUCUCGCUUUUCUCCUCCAAUCUUCACAAAACUGCCCGAACAUUCUCCAAACAACAGCAGCAGCAACAGCAACGUUACUCUUUUGUCUCUCCUUUUACGCACCAAUUCCCUCUCUUCUCUCAAAACUAACAAACCUUUCAAACCCAGAGCUUCAUUUAAAAACACCCAAUCAAACGGCGUCCUUGAAGAGGAGGAAACCUCCGUUUUAAACGAGGAGCUACUGAGCAGAGUCUCGGCUACUAAAGAUGCGGACGAAGCAAUGGAAAUGAUCGCUCAGAGUCAGAGUGAAAGCAGUGAACAACGAUAUGGCGGCGUUGUGAGUGGCUCUGAUUGUCGUUUGAUAAUAAACGCUGCGCUUGAUCGUAACAAUGCUGACUUGGCUUUGUCUGUUUUCUACGCCAUGCGUUCCAGUUUCGACACAGGCGUAAGUGAGAAUGGGCCAUUUGUUGAUAGAUGGAAAUGGUCAAGACCCGAUGUCAGUAUCUACACUGCAUUAGUUCAGGGCUUGGCAGUAUCGUUAAGGGUCUCUGAUGCUCUUAGAAUGAUCGAUGAUAUUUGCCGAAUAGGAGUUUCUCCUGGUGAGGAGGUUCCUUUUGGAAAGGUUGUAAGAUGUCCCAUUUGUACCAUAGCUGUUGGUGUUGCUCAACCACAACUUGGAAUUCAGAUUGUAUGUUGUGCCAAAUGCCGAUACAAGUAUGAGCUUGUUUCUGGCAACAUAGUUAGUGUUGACUCAGAGGAAAUCAGCAUGGAGAUUCCAGCAUGGAAAAGGGGGCUAAAAUCUCUGCAGAUACUGAAGCAAAGCAUUCCUGCUGCUGUUCACUCUAUUGUGGUACAAACUCCUUCUGGUGUCGCCCGUACGCACAGGUUUGCAACUGAAACAGUUGAUCUCCCAGCACAAGAAGGAGAAAGGGUAACCAUUGCUUGUGCUGCUCCUUCAAAUGUUUAUAGAGAAGUUGGACCCUUCAAGUUUAGUCCAAAGGCCCCUAACCUCUACCCUGGAGAACCAAUGUGCCUGACAAACCACAAAGAUGGCCGGGAAUCACAAUUAUUAAGAGCCCCUGCAAAAGAUAGAAACUUGUCCUUACUUAAUCCUGCCUUUCUCAUUCCAAUUCUCUCUGUUCUGGCUGCUGGAGAUGCUGCCUCAGGAAUAAUAGACCCAAGCUUGCCACAAUUGCUUUCAGUUGCUGCUGUAGGAUCACUUGCUGUUGGAGCAACUUUAAAUGCUGUGAUUUUUCCCCAAUUGAAUCUGCUUCCUCAAAGAUCCGUGGAAACAACUGCUAUCAAGCAGCAACUUUUAUCACAGUACGACAUACUGCAGUCUCGCAUCAGGGACCUAAAAGGAGCUGCUGAAAAAGAGGUUUGGAUGUUGGCUCGCAUGUGCCAAUUGGAGAACAAAAUUUUUGCUGUAGGAGAACCUUCUUAUCGUGCCCGGAGAAGUAGAAUCAAACGGGUGCGAGAAGGCUUGGAGAAUUCUCUAAGGGGAAGGAUUGAACUCAUUGAUAGUUAUGCAAGAAUCUCUUCAAUGAUUGAAAUUGAGGUAGAAAUGGACUCUGAUGUUCUAGCCGCUGAAGCAGCAAGCAAUGCAGAAACUAUCGCUGAACAGAUACAACAAAUGAUGGAGCUGGAGGGUCUUGAGGAGAAAUGGAAACUCCAAGCUGAAGCAAAUGAUGAGGCAGAAAAAUUACUUAGUUCCCAAUCCAUACCAACCGAACAGAUUUAGAUAUCUAGUUAGUAAUCAUUUGAUUCAAGUAACACUCAGUUAGCAUGGUUAAGCAUCAAUCUGGUGGCAGCAUCAUUUUCUUUUUGCCCAAGGACAUUCCUCUUCGGUUGGAUCACUCGAAAAUCGGGCCAUCGAUGUUGGAGAUCAAGUGUCUGACAAUGAUCCAUAUAACUUCCGAAGCAUUUCAAUCUAUAUGCUGGAUCGGAUGUAGGAGAAGGUGAACAACGGAACCUUGGCACUUGGCUACCUGCCUUAGUCACAGCAAAACGCCAUUCCAACAACUUGCUGGAUAGCUUGGUUCCGACCGCAGAUUCUUGUAUAUGUAAUUGAUCCUGGCAGGGCACUUGUAAAUUUUGCAGCUAAUUUGUGUAUUCUAAAACCGAAAAAGCAUCAAAUCAUAAUAAUUUCUUCUAUAAUUGAAAAUUGGGGUUGAAAAAGUUAUGUAUCUUCUCUUAUCUUUUUCA